Epinephelus lanceolatus (giant grouper) is the source of this 2140-nucleotide messenger RNA. NCBI's taxonomy places the organism in Eukaryota, Metazoa, Chordata, Actinopteri, Perciformes, Serranidae. The record is from RefSeq and is a predicted model, not a curated record.
AUGAUUGCUAGACGUUAUCCUGCGGAGUGGGGGAGACUUGACCUGGAACCAAGAUUUGUCCAUGUGUGGCAUGAAGGUCAAAACAUUCUCAGGAACCAAAACCCGUCUUACAAAGGAAGAACAUCAGUGUCCAUUGAGAAACUGAAGCAUGGAGACCUUUCACUGACACUGUCUGCAGCCAAACUCUCCGAUAAUGGAAUCUAUAGAUGCUACUUUCCCUCACAGAGUAAAGAAUCUACUGUUGAGCUUAUUGUUGGUUCUGUCUCCUCAGCGGUCAUAGCUGGAAUUUACUUAAACAGCAGCGCAGUGGUGUUACAGUGUGAGUCUGCAGGCUGGUAUCCAGAGCCUGAGGUGUUGUGGCUGGACGGUGAGGGAAAGCUCCUCUCUGCUGGACCUACAGAGACAGUCAGAGGUCCUGAUGACCUCUAUACUGUCAGCAGCAGAGUGACUGUGGAGAAGAGACACAGCAACAGCUUCACCUGUAGAGUCCAACAGAGGAACAUCAACCAGACCAAAGAGACAGAGAUUCAAUUUUCAGCUGAUUGCUUCGAGGCUCCAUCUUGUUCUGCUGCUCGUGUCGGCAUUUUAGUGUUUAUUUUCCUCAUUUUUGUUUUUGCAGCAGCCUAUGUUGUGUGGAAAUGGAGACAGCACAAAACCAAAGUUUACCUCCUUCAGGAAGUUAGUAACAAAAGAAGUCACUCCAGACAUGAUGGCUCUGGGAUUUUUUUAAGGUAAUUUAAUUUGACAUGUUAAAGUUUCAGAGGACUCACUGACCAGAUUUAAUAUCACACAAAAUACAAAAUCUAGUAAAGGUCAAAUAGUGUUUUUGAAGAUAGUGCAGCUAAGCUAAUGAAAUUAAAGUUAAAUAUUUGCAAAGAAAUUUAAAAAGAAUUCUGACAAAGAUGAACCGUGAUGCUGAGAGAGCAAAGACAGAGACAGAGCAGCUCAUGGCAGAACGCAAGAAAAUGGAGGAUUUGGAGGAGAAAAAGGCAAAACUUGCAGAAAAGUUACAGAAGAAUGAAGAAGAAGAGAAAGACUUGGAGCAGGUGGUUAAAACACUGAUGGAACAGGAGAAGCAACUGAAAGAACAGAGAGAUCAAACAGAGCAUCAAAAGAACCACAUGGAGAGAAACAUUACAGAUAUUGAGAACAAGCUUCAGUCAGUGGAGAAGAUGGCAGAGAGUGACCGAUACCAUGAGAUGAAGAGCAUUGUGUUAACGGCCAAAAAUCAGUUGAAGGGUAGGAAACAAGAAGAUGAUAAACUUCACGUGGAAACACAGAGACUACUGACUAAAACACAAAGUGUGAUAAAUAGAAUGACAGACAGGAAGAAGGCAGCAGAAAACUACAAGGAGACACUCAGUGAGCAGCUGGAGGAGAUAGAGAAACAAAAAAAAGAGAUUCAAAGGAAACUUCAGUCAGAGCAGACUUUAGAUUAUUAAAAGACAACAGCUAAUCAAAGUCUUAUUCUGGUGUUGAUACAGAUUUGUUUAUAGCAGUAAUACGAAUGCACUAAAAACCCAUCUUCAUUUAUGAAUCAUCAUCUGAGAGCUCUCAUUAAUGAUGCAGAACAACUUUUACAUGACUUUUGCCUGGAUCCAGGCCCGGCGCCAUGAAGUUACUGAGGGGGCGGUUAAAAAUUACAAAGGGGGAAAUAUUUAUUAUGCAACAUAGGUUCACAGUGAGUUAUAAAGAGCGCGCAGCCGUGCGUAAUUGUCGCACGUAAUGACAGCUCGUCGCCGUCUUUCAAGUUUGUCUCCUGACAGAUGGAGCUGACAGACAGACAGACAGACAGACAGACAGACAGACAGGUGGAGCAAGCGGCAAAUUGGUAUGAAAGCUGGUUCAGGUUUCAGUUUUUCCACUAGCCUAAUCUGUCAUCCAAAGAUGGAUGCCCCCGAUUUCAAAACUCAUUCAUCAUCAGUCAUCCUGCUGUCUGGAUGCAUGUCUGACAUAUCCAGCAGAAAAAAACGUGUGUCACAUAGAACAUAGAAAAAUAAACCAGCUAGAUUCUGUCUUACUUUUCCUCAGUAGAGUCGCAGCCUUCUUGUUUGUUUGUUAAACUCUCUGAGUAAGCGAGGAGCCACUGGCCUCAGCUGCAGUCUCUGCUGUAGUGUUUUUUUUUUUUUUUGUUUUUUUU